CUACAUGCUCAAGGCCCUCAAUUAUAAACUCAAACCAAAUUCUGAAACCUUAACCUCAAUACUAAGCAAACAGCAGGCGAAAGGUUCUCAUAGUGGGAGCUGGGAGUCUUGGAGAACCAGGGGCUGAAAGAGCUUGCCAGCAUCUAUGCAGUGAAUCAUGGGUGAGAGUUGAACCUACUGACUCUGAGUCCAGUGUUUCCCUCCCGAGGCCAUAAUUGUCUACCAAUCAAUUUUUAACUGUAUAUCCUCAGUGUAUUUUUCUGCUAGUGAACAGGAGCCUUGUCAUCCUCUUGUCUAAGCAAUCAGCCUGAUAGGUGGAAUGCAUCUGAAUAAUACGGGACUAUGGAGAACUAUCCUUUCCCAAAGUAAAAGCCAAGAGAGUGCCAAUUUUAUAUUUAUCGUAUGACUGGCCACAAGUUUCAGGAGAGUGGGUGUCCUGGUUGGAGUGGGAUCUUAGUGGAGGUCGAUGACCAUGAAUAGGGAUGUUAAGAUGGUUCCACAGAUGAGACAUGGCAACUGUUGAAAUGUUUCAGGUGUGGGCAAGAUGGAAAGCAACAUCUCCAACCCUAUGCAUGGACCUGAAGAGAUGCCCCAAGAGUCUGUUGGCUACACGGUUCUGUGGAUUCUCACUGUGGUGCUUGGGAUCACUUCUGUCCUUGGCAUUUUGGGCAAUGGGCUUUUGAUCUGGAUGGCUGGAUUCCGGAUGGCAUGCACAGUUAGCACCAUCUGUUACCUGAACCUCGCCUUAGCUAACUUCUCCUUCACUGCCACCCUACCAUUCCUCAUUGUCUCAAAGGCCAUGAGAGAACAGUGGCCUUCUGGCUCGUUCCUACGCAAGGCGGUUCACAUUGUGGUGGACAUAAACCUGUUUGGGAGUGUCUUCCUCAUUGCUUGCAUUGCCCUGGACUGCUGUAUUUGUGUCCUGCAUCCAGUCUGGGCCCAGAACCACUGUACUGUAAGUCUGGCUACAAAAGUGAUUAUCGGACGGCGGAUUCUUGCCCUAAUCCUCAUCUUGCCAGCUUUCAUCUUCUUGACUACAGUAAAUGAUGGAACAGGGAAUAUUUACUGUAGUUUCAACUUUGCACCCUGGGGCAACAGUACUGAAGAGAGGACAAAGUUGACUGUCUCCAUAUUCACAGCCAGCGGGAUCAUUUGAUUUAUCAUUGGCUUCAGCAUGCUAAUGCCCAUCAUUGCUAUGUGCUGUGGGCUCAUUGCUGCCAAGAUACGCAAAAGCAUGAUUAAAUCUAGCCGUCUUACUGCUGUUGUGGCUUCCUUCUUUUUCUGUUGGUUCCCCUUUCAACUGGUUGCUCUUUUAAGCACAGUCUGGUUCAAAGAGAUACUCUUGGUGGGUAAGUACAAAAUCCUUCAUGUCUUUGUUAAUCCAACAAGCUCCCUGGUCCUCUUCAACAGCUACCUCAACCCAAUGCUCUAUGUCUUUGUGGGCCAAGACUUCCAAGAGAGAUUGAUCCACUCCCUGCCUGCCAGUCUGGAGAGAGCCCUUAGUGAGGAUGUAACCCAGACCAUGACCCAGACCAGAACUAAAUCUGCUUUACCACCCACAGAAGCAGAGUUACAGGCAAUGUGAGGAGGCUGGAGGAA
Molecule: messenger RNA, 1599 nt
Organism: Enhydra lutris kenyoni (northern sea otter)
Lineage: Eukaryota; Metazoa; Chordata; Mammalia; Carnivora; Mustelidae
Product: formyl peptide receptor 2
Biological process (GO): positive regulation of cytosolic calcium ion concentration; complement receptor mediated signaling pathway; inflammatory response
Cellular component (GO): plasma membrane
Molecular function (GO): N-formyl peptide receptor activity; complement receptor activity
Source: RefSeq, a predicted model, not a curated record